Messenger RNA from Panicum hallii, 1247 nucleotides. RefSeq lists its product as uncharacterized. The coding region runs from base 46 to 1176 and encodes 376 amino acids. The transcript is spliced from 3 exons. Lineage: Eukaryota; Viridiplantae; Streptophyta; Magnoliopsida; Poales; Poaceae. The record is from RefSeq and is a predicted model, not a curated record.
UAUUGCUAUUAUCAUGAAAUUCGAAGAAGAAGGAUUCUUAUUUGCAUGGCAAUCUGCGUUGUUAUGUUAUGGUACAAGUUGCAAGAAAAUAGAUUGUCGAGGAGGUACAUCAAAUAUGGUUCUUUACUAGAAAGAGAUUUAGAAAGGGAAAGGCGUCUCAACCGUUUGUAUAAUGGGACCGAGGCUAAUUGUAUUAGUGAGUUGCGAAUGCGUAAAGCCGUUUUUCAUAGGAUAUGUGACCAUUUAAGGUCUCGUGGGUUGUUACAAGAUAGUAUGCACGUCUCUAUUGAAGAGCAGCUUGCUAUGUUUAUGAAGUUUGUUGGCCAUAGAUGGACAAAUAGGUCGGUGGCCUUUGAAUUUUUGCGUUCUGGAGAGACAGUUAGUAGAUACUUCAAUGCUGUUGUAGAUGCUCUAUGCAUUCUGUCCCGCGACGUCAUUACCAUGAGAACCACCGAGACACAUCCAAAAAUAUCCAACAGCCCAGGAAGAUUUCACCCAUACUUUAAGAAAUGUAUAGGGGCUCUGGAUGGCACUCAUAUCCCAGCAUCGGUUCCUCUAUAUAUGCAAGAUAGGUUUAGAGGUAGAAAACACUAUCCAACACAAAAUGUGUUAGCUGCCGUGGACUUUGAUCUUAGGUUCACAUAUGUCUUGGCUGGAUGGGAAGGAUCAGCUCAUGAUUCCUAUGUGCUACAAGAUGCAUUGUCACGCCCCUCAGGAUUAAAAAUUCCAGAAGGUCACUAUUUUCUAGCUGAUGCUGGUUACGCUGCUAGACCUGGUAUAUUACCUCCGUAUCGAGGUGUUCGGUACCAUCUUAAGGAGUUUCAGGGGACUAGGCGACCAGAGAAUCCAAGGGAAUUGUUCAAUCUUCGUCACUCCUCCCUUAGGACAACUGUUGAGCGGUCAUUUGGCACACUCAAAAACAGAUUUAAGAUACUAACAAGUCAGCCAUUUUUUCCUCUUAAAACUCAAGUAAAGAUAGUAUUAGCUUGCUGCACUUUGCAUAACCUUAUAUUAGACGAGGGUCCUGAUAUUUAUGUCUACGAUGAUGAGACAUGGUUUGCAACUCUUCCAAGGAGCAACCGUUCCCAUGGUGAUAUGAAUAUAGACAACCAGCUGUGGGCAAAUAUGCGCGAUCAGUUAGCCCAACAAAUGUGGGAUGAAUGGGAUCGAAAUUGAUGCAUUUGAGCCCAACAAAUGUGCGCUUGUAUUCGGAUCUAUGUACUUGUAUUGUGUGUUUGUAUUUGGAC